UAUGCAUACAUCUUAAGAGGUUCCGUCAUGAAAUGAUGUACUCAUCAAAGAUCACCAACUAUGUAUCAUUCCCGCUAGAAUCACUAGACAUGAAACCGUUUCUUUCACAAGACAGCCCAUCUAAGUGCUCCAUUUAUGAUCUAGUGGGAGUGAUAUGUCAUCAUGGAACAGCAGGAGGUGGUCAUUAUACUGCUUACUGUCAGAAUUGGAUUAAUGGUCAGUGGUAUGAAUUUGAUGAUAUGUAUGUGACUGAAGUACAUGGUGUACAAGUAGCCAAUUCAGAAGCCUAUGUACUCUUCUACAGGAAAAACUCACCAGAAGCUUUGAAAGAAAGACAGAAAGUUGUUGGGAUGACGAACACACAUGAGCCAAGUUUGUUGCAGUUUUUCGUGUCUCAGCAAUGGUUAAAUAAGUUCAACACAUUCUCAGAGCCUGGACCAAUCACUAAUUACGAUUUCUUGUGUAAACAUGGAGGUGUGCCACCAAGUAAAGCUAAUUAUGUUGAAGAUAUUGUGACAUCAUUGCCACAACCCGUAUGGGAGUAUCUGUAUAACAGAUUUGGAGGUGGCCCUGCUGUCAAUCAUCUUUACACAUGUCCUACAUGUCAGAUUGAAAUGGAGAAAUUGGACAAGAGAAGAAAAGAAGAGCUGGAGACCUUUGUCAAGUUGAAUAAUGAAUUCCAGAAUGAAGGGGAAGCCAGUGUGAUAUAUUUUAUUAGUAUGUCAUGGUUCAGAGACUGGGAAUCAUUUGUCAAAGGAAAACUGUCAGAGCCACCAGGUGCCAUUGAUAACUCUGACAUUGCUGUCAAUAAAGGUGGACAAUGGUUACGUAAAAAUGACUCAGACUGUGGACAGAUCUCUGAGGAUAUGUGGAAUUAUUUGUACUCGAUAUACGGUGGUGAACCAGAACUUGCACGGAGACAGGAUUUACAGGAGCCAGCCCGUGAAACACAGAGUGCGGCAGAUGACAGUCCACAAGAAGAAAAUGGAGAAGAAAAAGGAUGCAUCGACCAACAGGAAAAGGAAUAAAGAAAGUGUUAUUUGUUAUUUAUUUGUGACUUGAUGUGUAAAUGUAUAAUAUUCCAAUAACAGCCAAUCAGACAGACUUGUGUAAUGUUAUUUAAUAUAUGCAUGUAGAAGGAAUUUCUCAUUGGCUUUUGAAAUAAUCUUCACGACUUGUGAUUACUCAGAUCUUAUGAAUGACCUCCUUAAAAGGUCACACAUCCUGGUACUUUAUGGUGUGUGUCACCCCCCUCCCCCCCUCAUUUUUUGCAUACAAAUAUUAUUCAAAUCAUUGUCUUUUCUAUCAUUGUCAUUUAUCUUAUUCAACUCUAUGCAGUACAAACUGCUACUUGUGACAAUUUCUUAAAUGCACGAAGGCUUUCAGAAACAUCACUGACAGUGCAUUGUGUUUGAGAUGAGAGACCAAUGUGAACUAUACAUAUAGAAUACAUUGGCAGUGUAGACAAAAUGUUUAUCUAAGUUUGGCAAAGAUCGGAUAAAAAUUGUAGCCAUGUAUUUAUCACAGGCAAAGUAAUUAAUGAUAAUGUUACUGUGGUCACCACCUGUGAUGUACCGGUAGUUCUGUUUAUGUUGGUUUUUGGCAAUAUAGUGAUGAUUUCAUACAUAAAUAUCUGCUUCACAACUCCAGUAUGUACAUAAAUAAUUGUUAAAAUCCCACUUAAGGUAGAAGCCUACGUAUAAAUAAAAAUAGUCAAAUUUAUUCGUUUUACAAUAAAUUGUAAUCCUGGGCAAUAUUAGUAAUAAGGAAAUUGACUUAAAAAAAGUAAGGGGUCACCAGCCCAAUGUUCAAGAAAAUUAUGGUUGUAAUUCAGUGGAUCGUGGCCAUUUUGUUUAUCUUGUAUUGUAGGCUGGUGCCAUAGACUGUAAAAAUCAUAUAUUAUAAAUGACUUUUUGUUCUAAAUUAUUUCCAAAAUCUAGGUUUUAAAAUAUUUUGUAACAUUGUGUUCUCAAAAUACAUUACUGUAGCAAACAAAUGCUAUUUCAUUGUCAUGAAUUUACAUGCCAUUUAUGACCAGCUCUCUCAAAAUUGAUAAGAAAGCUUCUACCAAGUUAACACACAUAAAUAAUUAGGUAUGUUAUAAGAAGCAUUUCACUUCAUUGAUGUGGCUGUCAGGCCUUUUUGUGAUGAAUCAUCUCAUUAACAU
Messenger RNA from Saccoglossus kowalevskii, 2167 nucleotides. RefSeq names its product ubiquitin carboxyl-terminal hydrolase 20-like. Gene Ontology annotation, molecular function: zinc ion binding; cysteine-type deubiquitinase activity. The record is from RefSeq and is a predicted model, not a curated record. Lineage: Eukaryota; Metazoa; Hemichordata; Enteropneusta; Harrimaniidae. Gene Ontology annotation, biological process: protein deubiquitination.